Apaloderma vittatum (bar-tailed trogon) is the source of this 378-nucleotide messenger RNA. RefSeq names its product transmembrane protein 220 (gene TMEM220). The record is from RefSeq and is a predicted model, not a curated record. The transcript is spliced from 4 exons. The annotation marks the transcript as partial. Lineage: Eukaryota; Metazoa; Chordata; Aves; Trogoniformes; Trogonidae.
GUUAUCUACUUAGUGCCCGCUGCCCUGACCCUGCUUGUCAGCAUUAACCCUUCAGUAACAGAUAAUGGUGUUUGGAGGAGCCUCUGUGACCUUCACUCCGCAGGUUGUGUUGUUGGGACCAUUGCCUUGGCUCGCUCUUUGCUUGCUUAUGCUCAGGGAAACAUUCUGCAUGAAGAGGAAGGCAGAGAGUUGUUUGGUCUGGUGAUCAUUACAAUAUGGAUGAGUCUUUGUCGCAGUUCAGCAAAGAGUCCACUGGGUGGAGUUCGUUUGGUUGCUGCAGUCGUGGUUGCCCUCUUCCCCUUUGUUUCGUGGCUGUACAUUUAUAUGAACAAAGAAAUGCGAGAGUCUUGGCCAACGCACUGUAAAACGGUGAUUUAA